Molecule: messenger RNA, 303 nt
Organism: Lathyrus sativus (Indian pea)
Lineage: Eukaryota; Viridiplantae; Streptophyta; Magnoliopsida; Fabales; Fabaceae
Source: the annotation of a GenBank genome assembly
AUGUCAAGCUCUGGAAAGAAGCACGAUGUAUUCAUUAGCUUUAGAGGCCAACAUACAAGUGCAAGCUUCACAAGCCAUCUUUACGGUGCACUCACAAGAGAAAAGAUCAAAACAUACAUUGAUUACGCUCGGAAGAUCGAUUUCGGGCUGAACUUGUCAAAACAAUUCAAGACUCAACUGUAUCUCUCGUUAUAUUCUCAGAAAACUACGCUUCAUCAAAGUGGUGUUUGGAUGAAGUCGUUGAAAUACUUGAGUGUAGAAAAAAUCAAGGUCAAGUCGUUAUACCUGUCUUCUAUAGAGUAG